AUGCUAGAUCUCCUAAAAUACGAGAGAAGAAAGAAAAAGUCAAAGCUGAAAGAAUUGGAGAAGGAGUACGAAUAUUUGCUCAUCGAAAGCACAAAAGGAGAGCUUGUGAAGUCUAAAAUACACAGUGCGGCGAGGAAGAACGUUUCACACUUGGAAAAUGAGAUCCACAAAGUCCUCAUUCAAUGGACAGAAGCUGAAUUAGUGAAAAAGAAAUACUUUUCUAUCAGACAGGCGCUGGUUGACGACUCUGUGAAAUUCGAGAGUUCUUUGAGUCAUAUGGAGCAGCUUUUGAAAAACCAGAGAGAUGAAAUCAAGAAAUUGGAGUUUGUUCGUGAAGAAGCAACGGAGAUGCGUAUGCGCGCAUCUAUUGCUACAGGAACGGAGGCUGCGCGUGCGCAUGAUGCAGAACAUGCCCGGGUCACGGAGCGAGCCUACUUCACGCAGAGGUUCGAAGAGAGGAAAAGAGAACUGGAGAAACUUGAAAAGAGGAUCUUUCCACCGCCUGCGCGCCCAAUUCGCACGGAAUCGAACAGAUCAACAGAAGGCGAUGUGAUCACCGAAGAAGCCACUGCUGCUCAGCAGAUGGAGGACAUCUUCCAGAGGUUAAUGAAACUUACUGGAGUAACAGACGCAGAAGAAGUAUUCGAUCGUUUCCGCGCGCAAAGGGAGACGUCGAAGCGCCUGGCGUAUCUACAGCAGACCACGGAGGAGGAGAAGCUUCAACUUGAACACACGCAGACUACACUCAUGGCUGAGCUGGAAGCUUUUAAGUUCGCCUCUGUUAAGGAUAAAGACGAGUGA
This is a messenger RNA of Hyposmocoma kahamanoa, 801 nucleotides long. RefSeq lists its product as uncharacterized. NCBI's taxonomy places the organism in Eukaryota, Metazoa, Arthropoda, Insecta, Lepidoptera, Cosmopterigidae. Bases 1 to 801 code for a protein of 266 amino acids. The record is from RefSeq and is a predicted model, not a curated record. Gene Ontology annotation, biological process: cilium movement; outer dynein arm assembly. Gene Ontology annotation, cellular component: cilium. The transcript is spliced from 6 exons.